Molecule: messenger RNA, 1893 nt
Organism: Acaulospora colombiana
Lineage: Eukaryota; Fungi; Glomeromycota; Glomeromycetes; Diversisporales; Acaulosporaceae
Source: the annotation of a GenBank genome assembly
AUGGAACGUCUCGUAAGAAGUUAUAUGGUUACUCCAAAUGAUGCUUCUGAAGAGUCUACUUCAAUUAUUUCUUCGAUCGUGCAAAGCAUGCAUAGCGGUCAAGUAUCGUUACUUGUAUUUGUUAAAUUUCUCGAGGAAUCUUUGACCAGUGAAGAUCCCUCAAUUCGCGCAAAAGGCACGGGGCUUUUAUCUGCUGUCUUGAAAGAAUGCCCUCAAGAACAAGUUAAUGUGGCAGCCGCAAAUGUGCUGGUAGAUUUCUAUUGCGAAAGAUUAUCCGAUGUAGCAAGCAUACCAGAACUUAUUCGUGGAUUGUCGUUGUUUGAGGUUACCUUUUGUUAUUUUCCCAUCACCUUCAAGCCACCACCUGAUGAUCCCUACAGAAUUACUGCAGAUGAUUUAAAAAUAGCCUUAAGGGAGUGUUUGUCAGCAACACCGCUUUUUGCUAAGAAUGUCAUGCCAUUAUUGUUGGAAAAACUGACAUCUACAUCUGGAAAUGCAAGGAGAGAUUCAAUAGAAACUUUGACAGCCUGUGCCCCUGUGUACGGAGUUGAUGCCAUCUUCCCUUUUAUUGACGAAUUGUGGGAAUAUCUUAGAGAUGAGAUACUAAACGCACCAGAUAACGCAAUCGAAUUAAUCGCUCUCGAAGCAAUUCGUAGUAUAGUAGUAACUUUGUCCGUUGGUGUCAUUGGGAGAUCAGAUCGCUUGGAGCAAUUUUUGAAGACUAUUGUUUCCGAAUGCAUGGAGAAUCUUAAAACACCAGAACUUAAGUUAUCUAAACCAAGUGGAAAGAUAUUAAAGUAUUGUGCGAUGGCUUCUGAUCCUUCCUUUAAUCUCAUCGUUCUCACGACAAUGCAUGGAUUGCUGGAUCAGUAUAGAAAUUGUGAUCUGACAACGAGAAAGAAAGGGAUAUUGGAGGUAUUGAUGGAAUAUAUUGACGCGGCUCGGCAUCUUUAUGGUUCGAUCGAAGACCCACAGGAUGAUCAAGUGCCAUACAAAGAUGAUCUUCUAGGAAUAUUUGGUCCAGCAUUAUUGGAGGUUAACGAGUAUAGCGAAUUACGGUUGUGCGGUCUACGUGGAUUAUAUGACAUGAUCUUAUUAAAUGAUUUUUUAUCAGAUAAUGAGAUCGGAAUUAUUUUACAAUACUUUAAUAAGAUUGUUCUUAAUGAUAGUGACCAGGACAUUGUAAAAAAGACCAUAAGCUCUCUUGAAAAUGCGGCUCGUUACAAAACAAAAAUUGUAUUAGAAGUUACUCUUCCGACGCUCGUUUCUCAGCUCCCUUCCAACGUCGAGGAAUUGAAUCUUUUUAACAUUCACGGUGCCAAGUACAUCAAUGCUCUCAAGGCACUUUCUGAAGUACCAAUUGAGCCUGUCUUAUUCGAAGCUCUAGUACCCGAAGUUCUAUUAAAGUUGGAUGGUCCUGAUUCGAGACAAUCUCAGAAAAACCUGACUUUAUUGUUUUCCUCGUCCGUUUGCUAUAUAAGACCCGAGGUUUCAUAUCCUGUACCAGAUAUUUCUGAAUUUUUGUCGAAGGUGAUGACCACUUCUUUGUUAUCCACAAAUGAAGAGCAACAACAUUCAUUAGCUCAAUUAGCCGCUUCGAUAAUGAAUAAAUGGAGCCAAGAGAGAGAAUUAGAGACCUUUGUACGGAAUAACAUACUCGGAGAAUUGACUAGUCAAUUAUCUUCUGAAUCUCAUAGAAAUGUGACAUUGUAUCAUUACCUUUGGUUAACAAAGGCCUUGGUACUUCGUACACACCCACUUGGACAUGAUUGCACAAACCAAAUAAUGAAUCUAUUCGAAGAUUCCAUUUUGGGAAGGAAAGCAUCAGAAGGAUUUGGCGUGAUCAUUGGCAAUAGUGAUAUUUUGAGCAAACAAAGCUUUUCUAUAAUAAAG